AUGGCUGUUACUACUUGUGAGUUGAAGUGGUCGAAGUAUUUGUUGUUUUCUCUUGGUGUUUUGUAUCCUAAGCCUAUGCGUUUGUAUUCAAAUAGUCAAUCUGUUAUUCAUAUAUCAAAGAAUCUAGGUGGUGGUGGUGGUGGCGGUACUGGAGGGUCAGGGUCUGGAUACGGGUCUGGGUAUGGGUCUGGUUAUGGUUCAGGAUAUGGAGGUGCAAGUGGGGGAGGGUAUGGUAGUGGGGGAGGUGGAGGGGGUGGAUCAGGGGGAGGGGGAGGUAGAGGGGGUUCAGGUUCUGGAUAUGGGUCCGGAUAUGGAUCUGGAUAUGGGUCUGGUGGAGGACUAGGUGGUAGUGGCGGUGGUGGUGGAGGUAGAGGAGGCGGAGGUGGUGGCGGAAGUGGACGUGGUGGCUCUGGAUAUGGCUCAGGCUAUGGUAGUGGUGGCGGCUCUGGUUAUGGAAGUGGUGGCGGAGGUAUGGGUGGUGGUGGUGGUGGCGGUGGCGGUGGUGGUGGUGGUGGUGGAGGUGACAACGAUGAUGGCUCUGGAUAUGGUUCUGGUUAUGGGUCUGGCUAUGGGUCUGGUUAUGGAGGUGGUUAUAAUCGCAGACAUAAUUCACCAUAAAUAUGUGUUAACACGUAAUGACGGUUUAUUAUCAUUAUCUUAUUCUAUUUUAAAGGUUAUAAUCUUCUAAAUAAAAUAGUUAAGCAUGCAUGUAAUUUUAGCUCAUUAAUUGACUUCACGUAUCCGUAUUGUUGGAGAUGCUUGAAGCUUGCAUUGAUAUUUGCAUAUAAUGGGAUGUACACCGUGACUAUCUAGUGAUGUUUGUUGUCUGUUGAUAUUUAAAUAAAAGUUUCUUUUUUAUUUCUUAAAAA
Messenger RNA from Beta vulgaris subsp. vulgaris (sugar beet), 869 nucleotides. RefSeq names its product putative glycine-rich cell wall structural protein 1. The transcript is spliced from 2 exons. The record is from RefSeq and is a predicted model, not a curated record. NCBI's taxonomy places the organism in Eukaryota, Viridiplantae, Streptophyta, Magnoliopsida, Caryophyllales, Amaranthaceae. Bases 1 to 618 code for a protein of 205 amino acids.